GCCCAGCGGAUGUGGUGGAGACAACAAUUUUAGCAGCGUGUAAAUCGUGAGUUGAGAUCUUUGUUAUCUCUGAAGACUCAGAUUAUAUUAGGCUGUAGGCCUAUUUAUGUACAAGCUCUUCAUUUUGUGAACAGGGGAAAUGAACGCGGCAAGGCCGGUGCCUGUGAUGCGUCUGCCCAAAGGACCAGACCCUCACGGUCGCGGCUUUAACCCUCAGUCCCCACGCUUCAUUGCCCUUUGCCGGACAUCCAUCGCCUCUUCUCUGGCCUCGGAUGUUGCCCCAGAGGAGCUGCAAAGGGAGCAGCUCAUGCGCUCUGAACUGCGGGAGCGCUUCCUGCGGUGUCUUCUGUCUAUGUCCAACAGGGACGUGCGCUUCAAUAUGUACGAAAAUGUGAAGGUGAAAGCGACGUUUGGAGCGUCGGACAUCGAUGUGCUGAACUUUCAGGUUUCAGACCUGCACACCCCUAUUGGAAUUCAAAAAGAGGCGCUGAUCCGGACUCAAGAUGUUGUUUCUCUCGUUUUUGACUUGUGAGCUCACUUUUGGGAUAUUAUAAAUAUUUCGCUUUGUCUUUUUAGAUAUUCUAACUCGGUACUGAUACUACUACUGAUAAUACUUUUACAUAUGUUUUUCCACGUUGUAAACAUGUUUCACUGACACUUUUUCUACACUAGAUGGAGACAAAAGAUUGUUAUUAAAAGACAAGGACCCUUAUCUGUCAAAUUUGA
Boleophthalmus pectinirostris (great blue-spotted mudskipper) is the source of this 726-nucleotide messenger RNA. RefSeq names its product gem (nuclear organelle) associated protein 7 (gene gemin7). The record is from RefSeq and is a predicted model, not a curated record. Gene Ontology annotation, biological process: spliceosomal snRNP assembly. The transcript is spliced from 2 exons. The coding region runs from base 140 to 532 and encodes 130 amino acids. Gene Ontology annotation, cellular component: SMN-Sm protein complex. NCBI's taxonomy places the organism in Eukaryota, Metazoa, Chordata, Actinopteri, Gobiiformes, Gobiidae.